Messenger RNA from Lingula anatina, 812 nucleotides. RefSeq lists its product as uncharacterized. The record is from RefSeq and is a predicted model, not a curated record. NCBI's taxonomy places the organism in Eukaryota, Metazoa, Brachiopoda, Lingulata, Lingulida, Lingulidae.
CGUGGAUGCUUUUUAUAAGACGGAGAGCACACACGAAUGCAGUACACUGUCCUGGCUUCGAAGGGACUCGAGGUUUCCUCUGAAUUGCCAUUAUAAGCUGUCUCAAAAUGAUUACCAUUGGUAUUGUACUUUUUGGUUUAUUCUACCAGACCCUCGCAGAGAAAGAGUUCGUUAAGGAAACCAAAGCGGUCCGCUGCUUUGACUGUAACUACAGCCCUUCUGGUUUUUACCCCAGUGGAUACGAGAGAGGGUACGAGAGGUGCGCUCUGUCUACCUAUGGGGACGCAGACUUCAUAGAUAAGUGGGAAUGCCGCUCUGGUCGAUGUUUUAUACGCCAAGACAAAAAUGGACUCGUAUUUCGUGGUUGCGCCGAUGAAGCUAACGUUCCGUAUGGUGUAGACCCCACCAAAAGCUGCAGCACCCAAGGCCACGCCUACUGGUACUUUUGCUAUGGCGACCUGUGUAAUGAUGGACAGCUGGGAAACAACGUGUACGAUAAAUACACCGGGCAGCUCACAAAGGACGUAUGCGGCUACGAACCUGACCAGAAGGAACAGCCACCGUACAACCCAUGUGCUAAGAACAAGUGCCUGAAGAACCCCAGUGGUGUCUACGCAGACCCUGACAACAAGGAGGGGUUUAUCCAGUGUGGGUGUGGUCGUGACGGCUACGGGAAACCCUGCACGUGCUGCGUGCCUCUACGGCUCAGGUGCCCGUACGGCACUGUGUUUGACGAGUACAACAAGGAAUGCACCUCCCGAUACAAGUAUGAAGCGGAAUAUGAAAAGCAGAAACUCUUGAAAGAAGAAUGA